AUGCUCAGAGCUCAAUCAGCUGAGCACGCGCGCCGCCGGCGGAUGCGACUUUUCUCGCGGAGCAGCGAGGGGGCGGAAACAGGAAGCGGGUCGCGGGCCGGUGACGUCACUGCCCCUGCGCCGGGCUCCUCCGAGACCCCCGACAACGGGCUGCGCGGCGCGGCCGGCUGGCUGGGGAUGAGCGAGGCGCAGCGGGCCCCUGCCGGGCUGGGCCCCCCUUCCCCGUACAUCCCCUACUGGCUGGGGCUGGAGCAGGGGCAGCGCGCGGGGCGCCGCGGGAAACCAUGGGAGCAAAUCCCUAAAAAGCCAAAACGAAAGAAAAGAAGGAGGCGGAACGUCAACUGCCUGAAGAACAUGGUGAUCUGGUACGAGGACCACAAGAACCGCUGCCCCUACGAGCCACACCUGUCGGAGCUGGACCCCACCUUCGGGCUGUACACCACGGCUGUGUGGCAGUGUGAGGCCGGGCACCGCUACUUCCAGGACCUGCACUCCCCGCUGAAGCCGCUCAGCGACUCCGAGAACGAGAGUGACGAUGCUGGCAACGGCGUGGGGGCCGGAAGCUCGGACUCCUCCGAGGAGAGCUCCAGCUCGGGGUCGGAGGAGCAGCCCGAGAACCGUCAGGCCAAGGCCCAGCAGCGUCCGCCCCCGUCGGCCGCGGAAGGCGGGAGCAGCAGCGGCCUCAUCACGCAGGACGGCAUCCACAUCCCGUUCGAGCACCACAUCGAGAACCUGACGGCCGAGCAGGGCGCCGCCAUGUGCCACAACCCGCCUCUCAACGGCCCGGAGAGCAUGGAGACCGUGGUGUGCGUCCCCAUGCCCGUUCAGGUGGGCUCGGGCCACGGGACUCUCUUUGAGAACGUGACGCAGGAGACUCUCGGGGAGGUGGUGGCCAGCUGCCCCGUGCAGGGCAUGAUGCAGGGCUCCCAGGUGAUCAUCAUCGCCGGGCCCGGCUACGACGCCCUGACGGCGGAGGGCAUUCAGCUCAACGUCACCAGCAGUGGGGGCGAGGAGAUGCCCUGCGCCGUGAUCGAGGGCGUCGCCGCCUACACCCAGACGGAGCCGGAGAACGUGCAGCCCAACAGUGGGGAACUGGUGGAGAGCGGGGAGUGCAUUGAAACCAAAAAAGAAAAAGACGACCUUUAUGGGCUCAAAAAGGAGGAGCUGCAGCCCCCCCCGGAAAUGGAGAUGCCGGAAGAGCUGGAGCCGGCCCAAGAGAACACGGAGCCGGAGCCCGAGGAGAUGGACGGCAGUGACAUGUCGGCCAUCAUCUACGAGAUUCCGAAGGAACCGGAGAAGAGGCGGCGAAGCCGACGGGGCCGCGUGAUGGAUGCCGACGGCAUGCUGGAAAUGUUCCACUGCCCUUAUGAAGGAUGCAGCCAGGUCUACGUAGCACUUAGUAGCUUUCAGAAUCACGUCAACCUCGUCCACCGGAAAGGGAAAACAAAAGUCUGUCCCCACCCGGGCUGUGGCAAGAAGUUCUACCUGUCCAACCACCUCCGCAGACACAUGAUCAUUCACUCAGGCGUCCGUGAAUUUACCUGUGAAACCUGUGGGAAAUCUUUCAAGCGGAAGAAUCACCUGGAGGUGCAUCGCCGGACACACACGGGAGAGACGCCCCUCCAGUGCGAGAUCUGUGGGUACCAGUGCCGUCAGAGAGCGUCUCUCAACUGGCACAUGAAGAAGCACACCUCGGAAGUUCAGUACAACUUCACCUGUGAGCACUGCGGCAAACGCUUCGAAAAGAUGGACAGCGUCAAAUUCCACAAGCUAAAGAGCCACCCGGAUCACAAGGCCACGUGAUCCCGGCUGGGGCCUCCUUCCGGAGCCUCGGACAGCUUUAUUUAUUUCCCCGCCGGGGGACCCUCUGCCGCCUCCCUUCCCCCACCCCGGACAAUGGCAGCGUUGGCGGUGCCGGCUCCCACCUCGAGGGGUGAGAUCACAGUGCCCUGGGGUGGCACGUGUCUUCCCCAGCCAGGAGAGGGGGUGCUGAGCCCGGAGCCGGCAGCAUGCGUGUGAGUGUGUGUGUGAUACGUCGUGGCCUCCACAGCAGGCAGCCCCCCCUGAUUCUGCCAGGGCGCGGCAGGGUGAGAUUUUUUUUAGCUUGCUUUUAAUGUCGAGGCCCUGGGGGCUCCGGAGGCGAGCGAACAGAGCGGGGACGUGCCCGUGCCCAUCUGCAGAAGAGGGCGCGGCCUGGGAGAGCGAAAUGCAGCAGAUGUGGGUCCUUCCUCCAUCCUAGGGGUCGGAGGGGGGGGGGGCUUGGCAGCCACACCGCGAUGGUGGUGAACAAAACGCCCAGACCAUUAAACCGACACUACUUUUA
Chrysemys picta bellii (western painted turtle) is the source of this 2323-nucleotide messenger RNA. The record is from RefSeq and is a predicted model, not a curated record. Lineage: Eukaryota; Metazoa; Chordata; Testudines; Emydidae.